This is a messenger RNA of Lampris incognitus (smalleye Pacific opah), 1371 nucleotides long. RefSeq names its product lipase, member Ib (gene lipib). NCBI's taxonomy places the organism in Eukaryota, Metazoa, Chordata, Actinopteri, Lampriformes, Lampridae. Gene Ontology annotation, biological process: lipid metabolic process. The record is from RefSeq and is a predicted model, not a curated record. Gene Ontology annotation, molecular function: carboxylic ester hydrolase activity; lipase activity. Bases 1 to 1371 code for a protein of 456 amino acids. The transcript is spliced from 10 exons.
AUGCUGCCACGGCGACUCCUCUGUCUGCUGGGAUUACUUGUGCUCUGCAGAGGCCAGGAGGAGAGCUUGCCGGGCGAGUCCUGCGACAACUUCACCGACUUGGACUUCUCCCACAGCUUCAUGGGGACCAGCCUGUACGUCCGGCUGCUCCUCUACACCCGCUCCAACCUGGGCUGCGGCCAGGAGCUCAGACACCGUCACCUGUCCUCCCAGCCGCUCUUCAACCUCUCCCUGCCCACCGUCUUUGUCAUCCACGGCUACCGGCCGACCGGAGCGCCCCCCAUCUGGAUAGACCACCUAGUGCGCCUGCUGGCCAAGCAGGAGGACAUGAACGUCAUCGUGGUGGACUGGAACAAAGGCGCCGCCAACCUCAACUACUUCAUCGCAGUGACCAACACACGGCAGGCGGCCCACAACCUGACCAGCUUCAUCCUGACCAUGCAGGAGGAGGGGGCCUCUCUGAACUCCGUGCAUCUGAUCGGCAUGAGUCUCGGGGCCCACCUGGCCGGCUUCGUGGGGGCCAGCCUGAAGGGAAAGAUCGGCCGCAUCACAGGUCUGGACCCGGCCGGUCCCAUGUUCGCUGGAGCGACGCCAGACGAGAGGCUGGACCCCUCAGAUGCCAAGUUCGUAGAUGUCCUUCACACCGACAUGAACUCGUUUGGACUGCAAGGGGCUCACGGCCAUAUUGAUUACUACGCAAAUGGUGGUUUUGACCAACCAGGUUGCCCCAAAACCAUCUUCUCAGGAAAGUCUUACUUUGUGUGCGACCAUCAGCGGUCUGUGUUCCUUUAUCUGUGCGCUCUCAACCAAACCUGCAGUCUCACAGGCUACCCCUGCUCAACCUACAAUGACUUCCUAGAUGGGCGGUGUCUGCAGUGUGAGGCCUUUAGGCCUGCUUCCUGCCCUAUGCUUGGUUAUGAUGUCAGCGGGUGGAGGGAUACGCUGCUGCGAUUAGGCCAGACCAAAGCGUACUUCAGCACCACAGCUACAUUCCCCUAUAGAAAGGCGAGCUACCGUGUGGAUAUGGUGACCUGGAACCAGUACCUCCGCUGGGCUGUGGUCUACAUCAAACUACACAGCGGCAGGAGCGCCACAGAGACACGCAUCGACCACAAGCUGUUCAGGUUCGAGCAGUACACCUCCACGCGUCUGCUGGCCCAGUUCGACGAGGACCUGCACCCUAUCCAGAAGAUCUCCAUGCGUAUUAGCACCGGCAAUGUGAUCGGCCCCAGAUACAAAAUCAGACUGCUGCGAAUACGUCUAAUACCACUGGAUCGACCGGAUAGGCCCCUGAUGUGCCGCUAUGACAUCAUCAUGGAGGAGAACAUGGACGUGGCCUUCCGUCCUCUGCCCUGUGACUCUUACCCCUGA